Eruca vesicaria subsp. sativa (arugula) is the source of this 1294-nucleotide messenger RNA. NCBI's taxonomy places the organism in Eukaryota, Viridiplantae, Streptophyta, Magnoliopsida, Brassicales, Brassicaceae. The record is from the annotation of a GenBank genome assembly.
AUGAGGGGAAGGAGCUACACUCCGUCACCACCAAGGGGUUAUGGGAAGAGGGGUCGAUCCCCAAGCCCUAGAGGAGGAGGAGGCCGAUAUGGUGGAGGUCGCAGCAGGGACCUCCCCACCAGUCUUUUGGUCCGCAAUCUACGCCAUGAUUGCAGGCAAGAUGAUCUCAAGAGGUCAUUUGAACAGUUCGGCCCUCUCAAGGACAUUUACUUGCCAAGGGACUAUUAUACUGGGAGGCGUAGCCCCCCUAGGUAUUCUCGUUCUCCUCCCCGUCGACGUGGUAGAUCUCGGUCAAGGAGUGGUGAUUAUUAUUCUCCUCCCCGAAGGCAUCACCCAAGGUCUAUCUCUCCCAGGGAAGAACGAUAUGAUAGAGGGAGAUCAUACUCGCGUUCACCAGCUUACAAUGGCUCAAGGGGUCGCAGUGUUAGUCGAGCCAGAGGUAAGAGCCGCAGCAUAAGCCGUAGCCCAAGAAGAGGUAUUAGCCCGAGUCCAAGAAGAAGCAUAAGCCGUAGCCCGAGUCCAAGAAGAAGCAUAAGCCGUAGCCCGAGUCCAAGAAGAAGCAUAAGCCGUAGCCGUAGCCCGAGGGGAAACAGUAGCCCGAGUCCCAGGAGAAACAUAAGCCGUAGCCCGAGAGGAAACAGGAGUCUGACCCCUAGGAGAAGCAGGAGUUACACACCUGAACAGGCCAGAAGCCGCAGCCCACGUGGGGAGCAAUACGAAGACCGUUCACCAAGCCAGUGAUUGAUUCUUCAUUCUUUCCAUAUCCAUCUCUAUGUUAUGAUUGUCUCUCUUUUUCGUAUCCUAAGACUGUUAUUUAUGAUUUGAAAAAGAUGAGUUCUAUGUAGGGUCGAAACUUGGCUUUUUUAUGUCUUGAGGGCUGAAUAUUUUAAUGGUUUGAUGAUCUUGAGUCUUAUGGGAACCUGCUAGUGUUACUGUGUCUUCUUUAAGAUUAAGUCUGGAGUUAUUAUGACGUUAGGACUAUCUGGACAAUGUGUUAGUUUGAAUCAGAAUCUCAGGAGACUCGUAUCUACCAUUGCGAUGUUGAUGCUGGAAGGGAAUCCAUGUCUGAAUAUUUUAAGAGACGUUUGGAGUCGAGAACUUACUAGUACAACGUUCUACGCCAUCAGAUUCAUUAUCUUCACCGAACCUGCCCUAUGUAAGGGCCUAAGAAAAUAUGUCUAUAUGCAAAAGACAAUGAGUUUUGACCAGAUAUUAAAUCAUCUGUAAUUUGUGUUUUUUCUGUAAACAUUCUAAGUUAUUACUAUUGUAUAUCUGAUUCUCCGUAAUCUCAUUC